Molecule: messenger RNA, 3089 nt
Organism: Harpegnathos saltator (Jerdon's jumping ant)
Lineage: Eukaryota; Metazoa; Arthropoda; Insecta; Hymenoptera; Formicidae
Product: probable 2-oxoglutarate dehydrogenase E1 component DHKTD1 homolog, mitochondrial
Exons: 14
Coding region: 74-2854 (926 amino acids)
Molecular function (GO): thiamine pyrophosphate binding; oxidoreductase activity, acting on the aldehyde or oxo group of donors, disulfide as acceptor
Source: RefSeq, a predicted model, not a curated record
CUCACACAACUAAACCGCUGCACGCGUGGAGUUUCACUUAGUCAGUUCAGUCGCGCUGAAGCCGCCAUCCACAAUGUACGCGAUCGGACGAUUCGUAUUGAAGAAAAGGAGCCCACGUUUCUGGCUGACCUCAUCGAUCCCUUGCGGCAGCGUUAACUUGUAUCACAGCGAAAACGGCGUUUAUGGGUAUAAACCAAGUCAACGGAGGCACUUUGAAGUGCCGAAGGAAUAUUUGGAUGAACGGGCAAGGCAGAGUAAUUUCUACAGACUCGUCGACGCCUAUAGAAUUCACGGGCACAAGCAAGCCCACAUAGAUCCCCUCUCCAUGACAAAACCGUCAUUACUGCCCGAACUGCAACCGGGUAAUUUCGGGCUGAAUUUAAAGGACAAGGUCCAUUUUCGAGGAAUCUUACUUACGCAACAGAACGAGGGGACGGUGGAAGAAGCUAUUCGGUUACUGAACGAUACCUAUAGCGGUACCAUCGGAACUGAAUUCAGUUAUCUCGAGACCGAGGAAGAGAGGGAGUGGUUCGCCAAAACCGUAGAGAGAACCCUGGCCGAGCCAUUGGACGACGAAACGCGCAAAGCGAUAGCCGCGGAAAUGCUGAAGAGCCAAGCUUUUGACAAUUUCUUGGCGAUCAAAUUCGUGAGCCUAAAGAGGUACGGGGGAGAAGGAGCCGAGAGUAUGAUGGCCUUCUUUCAUGAAUUUUUCAAGCUAUGCGCCUCCGACAGUUUGGAGCACAUUAUUUUGUGCGCGGCGCAUCGCGGGCGACUUAAUUUAUUGACCGGACUGCUCAAGUUUCCACCGGAGAAGCUAUUUCAUAAAUUACGAGGACUCUCCGAAUUCCCGAAUGCAACGAGAUGCACCGGGGACGUGAUCAGCCAUCUCAUCAGCUCCACCGACCUCAACGUAGGCGGGAAGAGUAUUCACUUCACUAUGCUGCGCAACCCAUCGCACUUGGAGAUAGUGAAUCCGGUAUCAAUGGGGAAAACGCGAGCUAUCAUGCAGACGAUCGGGGAAGGUGCAUACGGUCAGGACGACAACGUGCAAUGGAGCGAUAAAGUGAUAAAUAUCCAAGUACACGGAGACGCCGCCUACACUGGGCAAGGAGUUAAUCAAGAAUGUUUGGCCCUAAGCAGAACGCCGCACUUCGAGAUCGGCGGUACAAUUCACUUGGUGAUUAACAAUCAGUUAGGCUUCACAACUCCGCCGUCGAGAGGCCGAUCAUCAAGGUACUGCACGGAUCUGGCCAAAAGCAUAUCCGCGCCUGUGAUCCACGUAAACGCUGACAAUCCUGAGAUGGUUGUACGAGCCACGAGGAUAGCCUUUAAGUAUCAGAGACAGUUCAGAAGAGACGUUUUCGUCGAUCUAGUCUGCUUCAGAAGAUGGGGUCACAACGAGCUGGAUGAUCCCCUUAUGACUAAUCCUCUUAUGUACAAGAUUAUACAAAAUCGACCAUCUAUACCGGAUCGAUAUGCGGACGAGCUGAUAGGCGCCAAUGUGCUUACUCGAGAAAGCGUUCAAAAUACCGUCGAAAGCCACACAGGAUGGUUAAACAGGAUCCUGAAAGAAUCUACAGAGGAUGCGUCGCGACAGCCAGGGUACCUCGCUGGAAGAUGGAUAGGAAUAAAGCAAGCCGAAGCUAACGUCACGCAAUGGGACUCGGGUGUUGAGUUGAGUUUGUUGGAAUUCGUGGGAAGGAAGAGCGUUGAAGUGCCGGCGGACCUGGACAUUUAUCCGCAAGUAUUGAAGAGUCACGUUCUAAACCGCCUGAAGAAGAUCGAGAGCGGUGACUCUUUGGAUUGGUCGACUGCCGAGGCGUUGGCUAUCGGUUCCCUGUUGUAUCAAGGAUAUAACGUGAGGAUAAGCGGGCAGGACGUGGGGCGCGGGACCUUUGCGCAGAGGCACGCGAUGAUCGUUGAUCAGUCCACAGGAGCUACAUUCAUCCCAUUGAAUUCUAUGAUCAGCGGGCAAACUGGCAAGUUGGAGGUGGCUAAUAGUAUUCUAUCCGAGGAGGCUGUGCUGGGUUUCGAAUACGGUAUGAGUAUAACGUCGCCUUCCACGUUGCCCAUUUGGGAGGCUCAAUUCGGCGAUUUCUUCAACGGGGCGCAAAUCGUGAUCGACACGUACAUAACCAACGGAGAAGCUAAGUGGAUGCUGAGCAGCGGCUUGACGAUGCUCUUACCGCAUGGAUACGACGGCGCCGGUCCGGAGCACAGUUCGUGCAGACUCGAGAGAUUCUUGCAAUUAACCGACAGCAAGGAGAACGAAGCCGAUAGCGACGACGUCAAUGUGCAAAUCGCGAAUCCCAGUGAACCGGCGCAAUACUUCCACUUGUUGAGGAGGCAGAUGGUGAGAAAUUAUCGGAAACCUCUGAUCGUGAUAGCACCUAAGAUUCUACUACGUCAUCCGGCGGCGGUAUCAUCUUUGUCAGAUUUGGGGCCACGAACGAGCUUCAAAAAUGUUAUUGGAGACGACAGGGUGAAAAGUGACGACGUAAACAAAGUCAUUCUAGUCAGCGGGAAGCACUAUUACGCGCUCAAGGAUUAUAGAGACAGUAUCGAAAACAAUAACGUAGCUAUCAUUCGAAUUGAAAGCCUAUGCCCGUUCCCUAUCCAAGAAUUACUGGAAGAGAUCGAAAAGUAUAAAUAUGCAAGAAUUUUCGUCUGGAGCCAAGAAGAGCCGCGGAACAUGGGCGCGUGGGGUUUCGUCAAGCCGCGUUUCGAAAAUCUAUGCGGAAGACAAUUGAAAUACUGCGGCCGAGAAACCAUGGCGGCACCAGCUGUUGGAGAUCAACAAAAGCAUCAACGAGAAGCUAAGGAAGUUAUCGUUAAGCCGUUUUUGAUGAAAUAAAUAUCGAGAUACGUCACUUUGACAAACUGCCAUAUCAUCUUAACUAACCCAUAUCUCUACGACACUUUUAUUUCUUGUAUAGCUCGGAACAACAAGUGCGUUCAAACGUUCGUGUUCUCUUUGCACAAGAGCUCGCAAUUCAUCCUAAAAUCAAACACCAAGAAGUCCAGAUUUUAAAUACGUGGAAACGUAGAGAAUAAGUGUGUGAUAAAAAUAAAAAAUAUGCUAUUUUUAC